AUGGCAAGUAACGAAUCUAUCUUAUCUAGAACUACGAAUGUCUUGUGGAACUUUCCAAAUGAGACAUCAGCGCUGAGAAGCUUGAUUACCUACGAGCAAUAUAUUAUGAUUAUGGAAUUAAGUGCUAAUUUUGGAACGGUUUUUGCAGGAGUGGGCGUCAUUGCAAAUCUAAUCAACAUAAAAACAUUUAUAGCCAUGGGUUUGACUGAUGGUGUUAUUAUGUCUUUCUUUGCGCUGGCUCUUUUUGACCUGGCUUAUCUGAUAUCUGCCCUGUGUCUGGGUAUUGCUGUUAUCUUUUACAUUAAAGAACUGAAAUUCUCCAUUCAUUUCCCAAUAGAACCUUAUGGUAUAUUUAUGUUUUUCGGUACUUGCAUGAUAUUCAUCAGCGUGGCCAAUGUACUAACCACAACCUUUUUAGCUGUUGCUCGCUGUAUGUGUGUGUCCAGACCACUCCAGUUUAAACAUAUGUUUACUAGACAAAGAGCGGUUACCAUUAUGAUAAUUUUUGCCAUAUUCUCUGUUGUUAUCUACCUACCCAUUCUAGUCAACAUGGGAAUGGUGCAAAAGUUUGACAGAAAGUUCAACUUAUCACGACCAUCACUGUGGAUCUCCCCACAAAGGAAGUUUAUUAAAGAGAUCGUGUGGAUGAUAAUCGACAUGAUCUUCCCCAUAUUAACGCAGGUGAUCAUUUUUGUAUGUGUGGUCAUUAUGAUCAACAGUCUACAAGCAGCGUCCAAAUUCCGUCAGUCUUCUGCUUCUGUUUCUAGGAAGCUGUUUAACAAAGAUGAAACAUGUAAAAAUGAUUAUUCUAAGGAUUCUGGCAACAUGGCUGAGAAAUUAACCAGAAAAGAUCUCAUGGUGAUUCAGCAAGUAGUUCUUAUCUCCGUUGCGUAUAUAAUUUGCAACACUCCAAAAAUCAUCAUAGGCUUUGGCACUGUAACUGUGCCUGCAUUUUCAUUAGAAGGAGCCUAUUCAAAGCUUUACAUGAGCUCGAAUGGUCUCAGAAAACAUUUUGAAGAGUUCAAUGCAGCAAUUAAUCUGCUGAUAUACUACAAGUACAACACGAAAUUCCGAUCAACGAUGCGAUUAACGUGCCCAUUCAUGGGACCAACAAGUGUAGAAGACUAG
This is a messenger RNA of Candidula unifasciata, 1128 nucleotides long. The record is from the annotation of a GenBank genome assembly. Lineage: Eukaryota; Metazoa; Mollusca; Gastropoda; Stylommatophora; Geomitridae.